AACUCUAUAAAAUCCGUACAUUUCCUCCAACUACGACACAAUUUGAAAACAUAACACUUUCACACACUCUCUUUCUCUCUCACUUGCUUUCUCUGUUUCUUCCAUGGAGCUCUUCUCACUCCCUUCUCUGUUCCUACUCUCCACUCUCUUCGUUUUCUACAUCUUCAAGUUUGUUUACAAAAGAAGAAACCAAAGAAACUGCUUCAUGCUUCACUACGAGUGUUACAAGGGCAUGGACGAGAGAAAACUCGACACCGAGACUUGUGCUAAGGUCGUUCAACGAAACAAGAACUUGGGUCUUGAAGAGUAUAGGUUUCUCCUCCGUACAAUGGCUAGUUCCGGGAUAGGAGAGGAAACGUACGGCCCAAGAAACGUGCUUGAAGGCAGAGAAGACUCUCCUACUCUCCGCGACGCUCACUCCGAAAUGGACGAGAUCAUGUUCGACACUCUCGACAAGCUUUUUCAGAAGACUAAAGGCUUAGUCUCUCCUUCCGACAUCGACAUCCUCGUCGUCAACGUCUCACUCUUCGCUCCAUCUCCUUCUCUAACCUCACGAGUCAUCAACAGAUACAAGAUGAGGGAAGACAUCAGAUCCUUCAACCUCUCGGGACUAGGGUGUAGCGCGAGCGUUAUCUCGAUAGAUAUCGUGCAAAGGAUUUUCGAAACUCGUAAAAAUGCUAUCGCACUCGUGGUCAGCACCGAGACAAUGGGUCCUCACUGGUACUGCGGUAGAGAUAGGUCCAUGAUGCUCUCAAACUGUCUCUUCCGUGCAGGAGGAAGCUCUGUUCUAUUAACCAACGCAGCUCGGUUCAAGAACCGGGCUUUGAUGAAGCUUGUGACAGUGGUCCGUGCCCAUGUGGGUGCAGACGACGAGGCCUACUCGUGCUGCAUACAAAUGGAGGACGGAGAUGGUCAUCCAGGCUUUCUCUUAACCAAACACCUAAAAAAAGCAGCCGGUCGAGCCCUAACCAAGAACCUCCAAGUUCUCCUCCCUAGAGUCUUGCCCAUCAAGGAACUGAUCCGCUACGCGAUAGUCCGUGCGGUUAAAAGAAGAAUCACCAGGAAAAGAGAACCCGGGAGCUCGGGGAUAGGUCUAAACCUAAAAACAGGGUUGCAACAUUUCUGUAUUCACCCCGGAGGAAGAGCGAUUAUAGAAGGAGUCGGAAAAAGCUUAGGGCUCACAGAGUUCGACAUCGAGCCAGCGAGAAUGGCGCUUCAUAGGUUCGGGAACACGUCUUCAGGUGGUUUAUGGUAUGUUCUUGGUUACAUGGAAGCUAAGAAUAGAUUAAAGAAAGGUCAUAAGAUACUGAUGAUGAGUAUGGGAGCUGGAUUCGAGUCCAAUAAUUGUGUUUGGGAGGUUCUCAAGGAUCUUGGUGAUAAGAAUGUUUGGGAAGAUUCGAUCGAUCGAUAUCCGGAGCUAUCGAGCAUCCCUAAUCCUUUCGUAGAGAAGUAUGAUUGGAUCAACGACGAUACUAUGAGCUUUGUUCGUGUUGAUUGAUCACAAGUAAGCAGAGAGAGUAACAUUUUAUUUUUAUAAUAUAUAUUAAGCAAUCAAUUGAUUAUUAUAAGAAAUGUUUCUUUAUUAGGCGUUAUUUCGAAGUUUGGAUUAUUUGGAAUAUGUUGACAAGUUGAUAUAGUCGACGACGACUGAUACUUUUUGUUAUCAAUUUAAACUUUGAAAUAAAUAUAAGCAUGUUUAAUUGA
Messenger RNA from Camelina sativa (false flax), 1704 nucleotides. The record is from RefSeq and is a predicted model, not a curated record. Lineage: Eukaryota; Viridiplantae; Streptophyta; Magnoliopsida; Brassicales; Brassicaceae.